This is a messenger RNA of Phycodurus eques (leafy seadragon), 3550 nucleotides long. Its product is annotated as xylosyl- and glucuronyltransferase LARGE2s. Lineage: Eukaryota; Metazoa; Chordata; Actinopteri; Syngnathiformes; Syngnathidae. The record is from RefSeq and is a predicted model, not a curated record. Bases 645 to 2897 code for a protein of 750 amino acids. Gene Ontology annotation, biological process: protein O-linked glycosylation via mannose. Gene Ontology annotation, molecular function: xylosyltransferase activity; glucuronosyltransferase activity. The transcript is spliced from 16 exons.
AGCUUCUAUCUGCUUCAGUUUUGGAAGGAGUACCACAGCGGCAAGAGAAUGAAGUGCGAUAACCCCGUCAACAGAUAAUGUGUGAACCAACGACGGUUUCGCAGCAACAGCAGCCUCCGCAUUGCUCCAACUCAGGCAUAAAAACAACAACAACACCUGCAUUUGGACUCAGCCUCUUCGCUCCAAGCUCUAACACAGUUCAGUCAGUCUCUGCUCCGCUACCAACACGUGCGGUUGUGUUUGUAUCAUCUCAGGGGGACCGUUUUAUAUUUGUCAACGCACGUCAUACAAGUAUGCACACAAUUUCUGGAUUUGAAACAAUUACACCCCGCGCCUGAAGAGUGUUAGUCGUGAUUUGGAAUGGAUCUGUGAAAGGCUUAGAAAUUCUGUGUAGCCAAAUGGAGCAACACUGGGGGUAAAAUCCCUGAGCAACGCGCAAAGGCUUGGGACUGGCCGUGGCUGGGCAUUGAGGCAUGAGCCGGGAAUCGUCUGCAUGAGUGGCAGCAACAUGAACCACUACCCCACCACUGCAAAUGUAUACUGAAAUGAAAAGAUGCACCCUACCUGAGUUGCCAUCUACGCUCUUCUUUCUAACCCAUCACCCUUGACCUCCGACCUUCAUAGCUCUCAGUUGCCAUCCCAUCAUGACCUUGCUGUGCCGUGGACGCCUGAAGCUUUUAGUAGUGUCACUAAUGACCAUCGUGCUGAUUACCGGGCUCUACCUGCUAUCUGGAAGCCUCGAGAACGGUCGGUCCCUGUUCCUUCCUCCCUGUUUGGCGGACACACCUGCCUCUCUGUUCUUGGAACGAGCCAUCCUAGAGUCACGGGUUCGAGAGGUGGAAGAAGAGAACAGGCAGAUCAGACUACAGCUUAGCCAGUCACAAAGCACUGCUACCCAGUCAGCUGAGAGAAACUAUGGCAACCAGCAGUGGGGCGCCUCUGCUGACACUGUACCAGAGGACGGGUAUAACACAGCAGAGGAGAAGAACAACAACACUGAUUGUCCAAGAUUGCCUACCGUCCAGAAGUGUGAGGUAAUACAUGUUGCCUCCGUUUGUGCUGGACACAACGCCAGUAGAGACAUGGUGACACUAGUCAAGUCUGUCCUCUUUCACAGGAGAAACCCUCUUCACUUUCAUUUUAUCACUGAUGCUGUGGCCAACCAAAUUUUGAGCUCCCUGUUUCAGUCCUGGAUGGUCCCAUCUGUGCAAGUUAGCUUUUAUGAUGCAGAAGAACUCAAGUCUGAGGUGUCAUGGAUACCAAACAAGCAUUACUCAGGUAUUUACGGCUUGAUGAAGCUGACUCUAACCAAAGCCCUGCCACCUGACCUGUCAAAGGUUAUUGUCCUGGAUACAGACAUCACAUUUGCCACUGAUAUUGCUGAGCUGUGGGGCAUUUUCAGAAAGUUCACAGAUAAACAGGUUAUUGGUCUUGUGGAGAACCAGAGUGAUUGGUACCUUGGAAACCUGUGGAAAAAUCACAAACCGUGGCCUGCACUCGGCCGAGGCUUUAACACAGGUGUCAUUCUUUUAUACCUGGAGCGGUUGCGACAAAUCAGAUGGGAGCAGAUGUGGCGUCUAACAGCAGAGAAAGAGUUAAUGAGCAUGCUCAGUACAUCUCUGGCUGAUCAGGACAUCUUCAAUGCAUUCAUAAAGCAGAACCCAGUCUUGGUCCACCAGUUGCCCUGCUUCUGGAAUGUUCAGCUGUCUGAUCACACUCGCUCUGAGCUGUGCUACACUGAGGUUUCCGACCUCAAGGUAAUCCACUGGAACUCGCCAAAGAAGCUUCGUGUGAAGAAUAAGCAUGUCGAGUUUUUCAGAAACCUUUAUCUCACCUUCUUGGAGUAUGAUGGGAACCUGCUGCGGAGGGAGCUGUUUGGCUGCUCAAGUCAGGCCAGCCCAGAGAGCAUCCAGCUGCAGACCGCUCUGGAGGAGCUGGAUGAGGAUGAUCAGUGUUAUGACUUCCGCCGUGAGCGACUCACCGUUCACAGAGUCCAUCUUUACUUCCUACAGUAUGAAUAUACGCCGACAGAGGAGGAGAAUGAUGUCACUCUCGUGGCUCAACUCUCCAUGGAUAGGCUACAGAUGCUGGAGGCCAUUUGCAAGCACUGGGAAGGACCCAUCAGCUUGGCGCUUUACAUGUCUGACACAGAAGCUCAGCAGUUCCUACGCUAUGCUCAAGCCUCAGAGGUCCUAAAAAACCGUAAGAACAUAGGCUAUCACAUUGUUUAUAAGGAGGGCCAGUUCUACCCCGUCAACCUGGUGAGGAAUGUUGCCCUGAAGAAUGCAAACACCCCCUACGUUUUCCUGACGGAUGUGGACUUCUUACCAAUGUAUGGUCUCUAUGAUUACCUCAGAAAAACUGUCAUGCAGUUGGAUUUGGCAAAUCAUAAGAAGGCUCUGGUGGUUCCAGCUUUCGAAACACUGCGUUAUCGCUUGUCCUUCCCCAAAUCCAAAGCAGAGCUACUCUCCAUGCUGGACAUGGGGACACUUUAUACCUUCAGGUAUCAUGUGUGGCCUAAAGGCCACGCCCCUUCCAACUAUGCCAAAUGGAGGACAGCCACCACACCAUAUAAGGUUGACUGGGACCCAGACUUUGAACCUUAUGUUGUAGUAAAACGACAUUGUCCGGAAUAUGAUCAGCGCUUUGUGGGCUUUGGCUGGAACAAAGUUUCCCAUAUCAUCGAGCUGGAUGCACAGGAGUAUGACCUUAUGGUUCUUCCAAAUGCUUUCAUGAUCCACAUGCCCCACGCGCCCAGCUUUGACAUCUCCAAGUUUCGCUCUAGCUCUAGCUACCGCAACUGCCUGAAAACCUUAAAAGAGGAGUUCCACCAGGACUUGUCCAGGAAGUAUGGCUCAGCUGCUCUCAAGUACCUAACUGCCCAGAGGAACAUCUAAACAAUGCUGUCAGACACACUUUUUCACGAGAGACAGAGUUCGCACAUAUAUUGAUUUGAUCUCCUGCCAUGGCCAGCACCAAGUGCAAGUAUGAUGAUAAAGCUUACAGCCCAUUUCAGACAUUCUGAGCCCCUGUGCUAACAUCAUCGUGAUGAGUUUACCAAGACGGUGGAUACUCUCAUUUGCAGGAUUCACUGGGCUGAUCCAAUAUUGAUACUGAAUGAACUAGCUUUAAAACGUGAUUGAAAACUACAGUAUGUUAUCAUUUGUUUUGACAAUCAGGGAUAUUUCAAAUAUACAUGAUCCAGUGGACAGUACUCACAUUGAUAACUGGAAGCCAAGUUCAAGGACACAGAGCAAGCACCACGGAGCCAUUUGGGGGGUAGUUUACAUUAAAAAGGUGAAUUGGUUGUGGAGGUCAGUCAAACUGGAGGAAAUGUUUAGGCCUUAUGACCGAUAGUAUUUACGAAAAUAUUUACUAUUUUCAUAUUUAGUAAAAUACAAACCCAUGACCCGGGUUAAUUCAUCAUUCUUUUUGAGACCUUUGAAAUGUUAUCCAUCCAAGACCAAUUUAAUUAAUUUAGACAAUAUUUUAGCUUCAGGGAGUGUCUGUGUGUCUGCAUGUGUAUAUACUGUGUGUGUGUGUGUGUGUG